UCGCGUCGCGUUCAGAACAGACGGUCUGUAAACGGAGAGGGAAUAUUUUGCCUUUUUACAGCCCCAAAGAGAGACCGUGACGUAGAGAAUCCAAAAACUUGCGGAAAGUGUGUGGAAAAAACAGGCUGCCGUCUGUGUAGCGCGCUCAUCUCCUGUGGAAAUGCGAGGAUACAGUAAAACUCUUCAAGUUCGCUUCCAUGAAGCGCUUUCUUUCCUUUAUAUGCUGCUUUAUGUCAGUAAUUUCGCUCUUGCUGCUGCGGAAGUGUCGGACAAAACUCAACUUCUCAAUGUGUACAGUAAAGGUGUUUUCCGGUUGGAGAGUGUAUCACAGAAGCGUUGUCUCUCAGCGGACUCCUCGGGCCUAUCUGUAUCCAGCUGUGACCCCUCGUCUCCCGCACUGCUUUGGAAAUGGGUGUCCCGGCACCGACUAUACAAUCUGGGCACCAGUCGAUGCCUAGGGAUCAACACGACCAAGCAGCAUGACGUUGGCAUAUUUGAGUGCGAUGUUUCCCUCCCAAGCAUGUGGUGGCGCUGUGGGGGUGGCAUGUUGUAUGGAGCAAUGAAUAAUAAGCUAGUGGCAGUGGACUCAAAAGUGGUGGUGAGGAGAGGCGCUCUGCAUCAGUGGAGGAUUUAUGGGGCGGCUGGUGAAGGGCCAUGUGCUUACCCAUAUGAAGACAUCCACACACUUCAAGGAAACUCUCAUGGCAUGACCUGCUCCAUACCCUUCAAUUACAACAAUAAAUGGUUCUGGGACUGUACCUCAGAGGGCAGAGAGGACCGUCACCUCUGGUGUGCCACCACCAACCGCUAUGAUCAAGAUGAAAAAUGGGGUUUCUGUCCCAACCCAGUGUCAGGCUGCAAUGAAUUCUGGGAGAGCCAUCCAGAGCUGAAUGCCUGUUACCAGUUUAAUUUAUACUCCAUCCUCACCUGGAGUCAAGCUCUUACCUCCUGUCAAGCACAAGGUGGAAGUCUUCUGUCCAUAACACAGUCCAGUGAACAGAACUAUAUCAAAGGAAGACUCUCAGAUAUGGGUGUGAUGGUCUGGAUUGGAUUAAACCAUCUCAGUCAGUACGGGGGAUGGCAGUGGUCUGAUGGAUCUCCUUUGGGUCUAGUCGGUUAUACUGCAGAUCUGAGCUCCACACCAGUGCAGCAGAACCAGCAGUGUGGACUGUUUAACUCCACUCUGGGAUCCUGGCAGAGUCUGUCCUGUGAGUCAGCCCUGCCUUACAUCUGCAAGAAAACCACCAACUACAGCCGGAAUGCUGAGCCACUUGAUAACUGGCAAUAUAAGGAGACGAUUUGUCCUGACGGUUGGCUGGACCAUAAUGGUUUCUGUUUCCUGUACCUGAAGGAGAAGUCGAGCUGGGACAACUCUUCCAGUGCAUGCAGGGCUCUUGAGGCAGAGCUUGUCAGCAUCCACUCCCUGUCUCAACAGGAACUACUGCUCAAUCUGCUCUCCCUUGAACCCAACUCUAAGGUAUGGAUCGGUUUGCACAAAGAGGCCACACUUCAAACAGUCCAAUGGUCGGACAAAUCUCCAGUCACGUUCACAUCCUGGAACUCUCAGGAACCUUCACGUCGAUAUGACGACAAGCGCAUCUGUGUUAUCGCGGAUCCGAAGCAAGGCAGAUGGCAGUUCGAGGAGUGUGAAGAGCAAAAUGCAGCGAUUUGUAAAGCAUCAGGUCUUGUUCCUCAGCGUCCUGCAGGAGAAUGGGAUGAAGGAUGUCCAGAGGGCUGGAGAAGGAAGGACAACUGGUGUUAUAAGAUCACAGAUCAGGAGCAGACAUUUCAGGAUGCUGUGAAAGGAUAUUAUUGCAAAUCACCUCUUGUCACUAUAGAAAGCAGGUUUGAGCAGGCCUUUCUAAACAGCCUGAUCAAUGAAAUGGGAGGCUCUGACUCUCAAUACUACUGGACAGCUUUACAAGACCUGAAUAGAACAGAAGAGUAUCGCUGGCUGACUCAGAAUGGCUCAACAUCACCCCUCACCUACACCAACUGGAACCGACACCAGCCAGUGAGUUUAGGUGCGUGUGUGGUGAUGUCUGGCAGUCGAGCUCUGGGUCACUGGGAGGUAAAAAACUGUCACACUUUUAAGGCUCUGGCUGUUUGCAAACAGGAAGUGAGUGGAGAUCAUGACACUCUGAAGCCUGCACCACACAUAGAUAUGAAUGCAGCCUGUCCAACUGGAUGGGAGAGCCGCAGUGGCCUGUCUCACUGUUACAAGGUGUAUCACAGUGAAAAGAUCCUGAUGCAGCGCACUUGGACCGAGGCUGAGUUCUUCUGCCGAGCUUUGGGUGCUGAUCUGGCCAGUUUCCAUCACUAUGAAGAUCAAGCUUUCGUCAAAAACAUCCUCUCUGUGAUGUUCCAAAGUACAGAGGGUCGCUGGUUUUGGGUCGGCUUUACUAAGAGAAACCCUUCUUCUGAUGGAGCCUGGGAGUGGUCAGAUGGCACACCGGUGGUGACAUCGUUCAUUGAGGAUAUGAAUGAAGCAGACUCUCACAUGUGUGCUGUGUACAGUGACCUCACAAACACUCUCAUUCCUCACUCCUGUGAUUCCAAAUAUGAAUGGAUUUGCAAAGUGCCUCGAGGUGUGGAGUUGGUUAAGCCAUACUGGUACAGCGACCAACAUGCACCAUGGGUGUUUUUCCGUGGAGCUGAAUAUUACUUUGCCAGUAAGCAGUUUCCCUGGCAGUCUGUUUCUUUCGCCUGCAAGAUGAUGGGCGCUGAUCUGCUCUCUGUCCACUCUAGUGAAGAACUGGACUUUAUCAAAGGACGCAUUACUAAGGACUCUGAAUAUUGGUGGAUUGGUUUGUCUGCUAACAGUGGCCACAACGGCCUCAGUUGGACUGAUGGAUCUGCUUUGGAUUAUGAGAACUGGGAAAACAGUCGAUUUUCCAGAAAGCCUGGUCAAAACUGCAUCCAAAUGUCAGCUCAGUCUGGUCAGUGGUCAGCAGGAAGCUGUAAAGAUCCUCGUGGUUAUGUGUGCAAACGCAGAACGGUGUCUGUGGUGGAGGAUCCACAUGAGCCUUACUAUAUUGGCAGCUGCCCAGAGAACUGGCUUUACUAUGGACACAAGUGUCUGUAUGUCUAUCUCCCGGACCGUCCAGAAAAGGGGAAAAGCUGGCAGGAGGCUCAGUCUGUGUGCUCGUCCAAUCAGGGCUCUCUGGUGUCCAUCGAUGAUGAGAUCGAACAAGCCUACAUCGUCAUGAUGCUUCGUGGCUCGUCAGCGGGGGUUUGGAUUGGUGCACGAGGACGUUUUUCUAACAAAUGGAGCAACGGGAAGCUGAUCGUCUACAAUAACUGGGAGAGGAUUAAUUAUAGAUCUCCUGAAGUACCUCAUUGCACUUUCCUGUCCAACAGCCACAACUUCCGUUUGACAGGGAUUUGGCAAGAUGACGUCUGUACAGAAAAGAUAUAUGGCUUUGUCUGCCAGAAAUCACAAGACACCACCAAGCGUCCCACUCACUCCUAUCACACCGCAUCCUCUCUGGACACAUCUGAGUUUAAGAACCACACUUAUCUGGUCGCCCAUGGCAACAUGAGCUGGUACGAGGCCCAGGAAAGGUGUUUGGUGAAGGGGGCAAAACUCGUGAGCAUCACAGACCCGUUUCAGCAGGCUUAUCUGACCUUUCUGAUCAACAGACUGGAUGCCCCACAUUGGAUCGGCUUAUACAGCACAGACGAUGGUAUAUCCCACCAGUGGUCUGACGGCAGUGAGGGAUGGUUCACUCAUUGGGAAGAGUCAAAUUAUUACCUUGAAGGGCCGGUGGGAGAUGGAGGCUGCGUGUCUAUGGAUGCCAAUGGACGCUGGAAAGAGAAUGAAUGUGACAUGCGGCUAUCAGGAGCGAUAUGCUACAUACCUCCACCCAAGAGCAUUGCUUUCUCCUAUGAAGUGGUGUGUCCUGACACAUGGGUGAAGUUUCGCGGGAGCUGCUAUUAUUUUAAGACAGUGAUAUCAAAGAAGACACAGGAGGAAGCCAGAAAUCACUGUAAAGCGAAUGGAAAUUCUUCAGAGCUUCUGACCAUUCAGGAUGAUGAGGAAAGCCGCUUCUUCCUUAAAGAGAUGUGGCAUUAUUACCAGGGGCCUCAGAAUUUGUGGCUGGGAGUCUUGUACAAUGCAGAAAAUGGUGCUUUGGCUCGUCUGGACGGCUCUCAGCUGCAGUACACGAACUGGCGCUCCAGAGUUCCAGAUGAGCAGGAGAUGAGAGAACAGCCGUGUGUGUCUAUGCAGGUAUCAGAUGCAGUUUGGCAGUUAGCAGACUGCACCGAACGACUGGGCUUCAUCUGUAAAACCUCAACAGGUACCAUUAAAGAGGUUGAAGUGGAGCCACUAAAAGGUCUCCACCAGGGCGUCACCUCAGUGGCGGCAUUGGUGGCCAUUUUACUGUUCGCAGUGGUAAUCGGAUCACUGUGGCUGCUUUACAAGAGAAACUCUCUGUGCUUCCGGAGGCUUCCAACGUUUGGUAGCGCCUAUUACAGACAGACAAACUCCCAAGCCAGUGACCAAGAUGAAAACGUUUUACUGCCUGACCUAGAGACCCAAGCAGGGGACUAACAUGUUUGCGUGAGUGUAUAGAUGCAUGUUUCUGUGUGUGUUGUGUCAGAGUGUGUGUGUGUUGGUUUAGUCCGGGAGAUUGCAGAGGGAAUGUGAUGGAGUCAAAUUGUGUGUUUGUAUGUGUGCUGUUGUUUCGGAAUGAUAUUGUCCACAUGGAGAUCUUCUGAAUCCUAGACAGCAUUUAAAGGGAUAGUUCACCCAAAUAAUGAGCAUUUCUUUCUUCUGUUGAACACAAAGGAAGAUAUUUCGAAGAAUGUUGGGGGAAAAAACAGCUAUUGCCCUUAAUAGAGGAAAAAAAGUGCUUUCAUUCUUUCAUUUAUUCAUUCAUUUUCCUUCAGCUUAGUCCCUUAUUUAUCAGAGAUCGCCACAGUGGAAUGAACCACCAACUGAUCCUGCAUAUGUUUUAUGCAGUGGAUGCCCUUUCAGCUGCAACCCAUUACUGGGAAACACCCAUACAUUCUCUCUCACUCACACACACACACACACACACACACACACACUUUGGCCACUUUGGCCAAUUUAGUUUAUCCAGUUUACCUAUAGCACAUGUCUUUGGACUGUGAGGGAAACCGGAGCACCCGGAGGAAACCCAUGCCAUCAUGGGGAGAAAAUGCACACUCCACACAGAAAUGCCAACUGACCCAGUCGGGACUCAAACCAGAAACCUUCUUCUUGGGAAGUGACAGUGCUAACCACUGAGCCACCGUGCUGCCACUUGGACUCCAUUGUUCUACUGGGGGACUUCAAUGUCCACGUGAGUAAUGACAGUGAUACCUGGAGAAGCAUGAUUGGGAGGAACGACCUCCCUGAUCUGAAUCCGAGUGGUGUUUUGUUAUUAAACUUCUUUGCUAAUCACAGUUUGUCCAUAACAAACACCAUGUUCAAGCAUAAGGGUGUCCAUCAGUGCAGAUGGCACCAGGACAUCCUAGGACGGAGGUUAAUGAUCGACUUUGUGGUUGUAUCAUCUGAUCCCAGACCUCAUGUUUUGGACACUCGGGUAAAGAGGAGGGGCAGAGCUGUCAACUGAUCACCACCUGGUGGUGAGUUGGAUCCGCUGGCAAGAGGGAAAGCUGGACAGACCUGGCGGCCUAAGCGUAUUGUGAGGGUCUUCUGGGAACGUCUGGCUGAACCCUAAGUCAGAGGGACUUUCAACUCUCACCUCUUUGACCAGAUCCCAAAGGGAGGAUGGAGACAUGGAGACUGAGUUGUCCAUGUUCUCCGACUCCAUUGUUAAUUCGGCCGUGAGGAGCUGUGGCCGUAAGGUCUGUGGUGCCUGUCGGGGUGGAAAUCCACGAUUCUGGUGGUGGACAUCGGAAGUAAGGGAUGGCGUCAAGCUGAAGAAGGAGUCCUACAGGGUUUGGUUGGCUUGCAGGACUCCCGAGGGCCUGGGAAGAGUUCGAGGAGACCAUGGAGGAAGACUAUCGGUCGGCCCCAAAGAGAUUCUGGCAAACUGUCCUGCCCCUCAGGAGGGGAAAGCACCUCCACAUUGACACUGUUCACAGCGGAAGUGGGGAGCUGUUGACCUCGACUGGGGAUGUGGAAGGAAUACUUUGAGGAUCUCCUUGACCCCACUGACAUGCCUUUCAUUGAGGAUGGGGAUGUAGGGGUGGACUCACCCAUCACCCAAGCUGAGGUCACUGAGGUUGUUUGCAAGCUCCACAGUGGCAAAGCAGCGGGGGUGGAUAAGAUUCACCCUGUGUAUCUUAGGUCUCUGUAUGUUGUGGGGCUGUCUUGGCUGACACGUCUCUACAACAUUGCAUGGAGGUCGAGGACAGUACCUCUGGACUGGGCAACUGGGCUGGUGGUUCCCAUUUUUUGAGAAAGGGAACCAGAGGGUGUGCACCAACUAUAGGGGGAUCACACUCCUCAGCCUCCCGGGGAAAGUCUAUGCCAGGGUACUGAAGAGGAGGAUCCGGCCGAUGGUUAUACCUAGGAUCCAGGAGGAACAAUGCGGUUUUCGUCCGGCCCGUGGUACACUGGACAAGCUCUAUACUGUCAUCAGGGUGCUCAAGGAUUCAUGGGAGUAUGCCCAACCAGUCCACAUGUGUUUUGGCAAAAGGCAUUCGACCGUGUGCCCCAUGGCAUUCUGUGGCGGGUGCUCGGGGAGUAUGGGGCAAUAAGUCAGGCUUGUUUCCAGUGCAUGUUGGACUAUAGCAGGGCUGCCCCUUGUCACCAAAUCUUUUGAUCAUUUUUAUGGACAUAACUUCAAGACGCAGCCUUGGGCUGGAGGGGGUCCGGUUCAGGGACCACAGGAUUUUAUCUCUGUUAUUCGCAGACGAUUUUGUUCUGUUGGCUUCAUCAAACAUGGACCUUCAGCAUGCACUGGGGCAGUUUGCUGCCGAGUGUGACGCAGCGGGGAUGAGAAUCAGCACCUCCAAUCGGAGGCCUUAGUGCUCCACCGGAAAAAUGUGGUUUGCCAUCUCCAGGUUGGAGGAAAGUCCUUACCCCAGAAGGAGGAGUUUAAGUAUCUCUGGGUUUUGUUCAUGAGUGAGGGAAAGAUGGAACGUGAGAUUGACAGGCGGAUUGGUGCAGCGACAGCAGUAAUGCGGUUGAUGUACCGGUCUGUUGUGGUAAAGAAGGAGCUGAGCCGAAAGGCAAAGCUUUUGAUUUACCAGUCAAUCUACGUUCCUACUCUCACCUAUGGUCAUGAGCUUUGGGUCAUGACCAAAAGGGCAAGAUCUUGGAUACAAGCGGCCGAAAUGAGUUUCCUUUGAAGGGUGGCAGGGCGCACUCUUAUGGAUAGGGACUACCUAGGGAGGUGUUCCAGGCAUGUGCCACCGGGAGGUGGCCUUGGAGAAGACCCAGGACACGCUGGAGGGACUUUGUCUCUCGGCUGGCCUGGGAACGCCUCGGGAUCCCCCCGGAGGAGCUAGAGGAAGUGUCUGGGGAAAGGGAAGUCUGGGGUUCUUUCCUAAGACUCCUAAGUGGAGAAGAAGUAAACAAUGACAUAAUUUUAAUUUGUGGGUGAACUAUCUCUUUAAGCACUUUAUAAAAGGGAUAUUCUUUAUGAAGUGAGAAAUGUUUUUUUCUCUCUUGUCUUCUAUUCAGGACAAUCACAGCAUUCCUCUAGAAUGUAAAAGUUAUAAUGAGCCAGACGGCUUGUGGGUGGAAUGUGGUUUGGUAUUUUUAAGGUGUUCACUCAUGAAUGAAAAUGAUUUGUUUAUUUACUCACACUCUACUUGUCUGAGAUAGAGGUGAUGUUUUUUAAUGCUUAUGCCUCAAUGUAUCAUCAGGAGCUACAAGUAUUCAUUUUGUUUUGUCUGUAUGAGUUUGUGGGGUUUUUUUUACUUCCAUUUUUAAGCAUCACCAAGGAAUACCAUUUAAGCUAAAAGCAUUUUUAUGUUUUUUUUGAAAGAAAACGCAGCAGGCACUCAACGUCAUAAGACAGGGGUGUCCAACCUCGGUCCUGGAGGGCCAAUGUCCUGCAAAGUUUAGUUCCAACCCCAAUCAGACACACCUGAGCUAGCUAACCAAGCUCUAACUAGGCCUUCUAGAAACAUCCUUGCAGGUGAGUUGAGGCAAGUUGGAGCUAAAAUCUGCAGGACACCGGCCCUCCAGGAGCGGGUUUGGACACCCCUGUCAUAAAACAUCAAUAUUAGGUUAGAUUUAGGUUGUGACGUCAGGUGACCAAAAUUCAAUGUUUAGCCAAUGUCUAAGUGCAACAUUAUUUUGACAUUAUUUUGAUUUUUGGGUAAACUAUCUCUUUAAAUGUCCUGAGGGGGAGUAAAUUAACAGCAACAAACUCAUUUUUGGGUGAUCUGUCUCUUUAAGGCUAGUUCGCACAAACACAAAUGUUUAGAACAACACAAAUUGGAUUGUUGCAUGCAGUUAUUUUUAGGUCCUACCAGCAGUGUUAACCUACCUAUACAAUGCCCUUGCAAUAAUUACAGUAUUUUAAGCCAAACUAAAGAAUAGGGGAUUUUAUUAUUGUAACUUUUAAGAUAUACAGCAAAAAAAGCACAAAUAACUGUUGAUUAAAAUUCUAAAUUCAGAAUGGACUUGGUGUGGUCCAGGCUCACUUUUAUUUGAGCAAAAGCAUGUGUUAAUACAACACAAGUUGACUACAGUUCUGUACAGAAACAAAAACAAUAAUAAUAAUAAUCUCUUUCAAAGUAAAUUGUGGAGGUGGACGUAAAUAGACUUGAAUAAACUCAUGCGCAGGCAAUAGAGAUGCCAGUAUACAAAUAUUUAUGAUGCUGUAGCUAAAAAUACAGAACUAUGUUACAAACAUUUGUUAGCAUGUUAAACAUUUGUUAACACGUUAAACACUCAUGUUAAUGACUAUUGUGGCAAGUGAAGGUUUGAGAGACCUCCUUCAGAAUCAGUGAAUAUGUGAAUAAUUUACACAAAAUAAGAUAGACCAUACAAAAUGCAUGUUUUUUAUUUAGUACUCUUCUGUGUAAGUGUUGGUUUUUAAUACUGUUUGUGGUUACCUGGAUGAUCUAUGACCUUUGAGAUGUUUGUUCAUGAAUCAGUUCAGAAAUAUCUUCAGUUUUCCAGCAUCUUUUGCAUAUUUGAAUCUUUUCCAGCAGUGACUAUAUGGUUUUAAAAUCUAUAUUUUCACACUAAGGACAACUAUUUUAAAAGGUUCAACUUUUUUAGAAGGAAACUAAAUGUGUUUAGAACCUGGGGGGUGAAAACAUUUAAAAAGGAUGAAGAUGUCCACAUUUUUCUAAUUAUGUUAAAAUAUUUUUUUCUCUAUUUAGUACUGCACUUACUAAAUAACCAAAUAUACUUGCAUGUUUCCUGAAAGUACAAUUUACUCUGAUCUUUAAAAUGAAUACAUUUUCAUAAACGUUUUUUUAAAUGUAUAAUACUAAAUAAAUUAGAACAGUACUAAAUUAAAAAAAUAACAUGAAUUUGUAUGAUCUCGCUUAUUUUGUUCAAAUUAUUCUCAUUUUCACCAAUUUUUCAAGGGCUUUCACUUGCUACUGUUAAUUGGCCCUUUUAUACUGGUAAAAUCAGACCUUUUACAUUAUAAAAGACUCACAGUUUUGUGUAAAUUACGUUGUUAGAGUGGCUGACUGUAGUAUUCAUUACCUAGUAACCAAAAGUUAACAAUGCAAGCAUAAUGGAGUCAGAUGGGUUUAAUGUUCGUCAAAUUGAGUUUGAGUUUAUGCAUCAAAUUUUCCUUAUUCCUAUUAACAAGCCCAAAUCCACCUCAAGCAAGCAUUAUUUUUUUGCAAAUUAAAGGAUUUUUAUUCAAAACUUGACAUUUCCAUCACUAGUUGCUCAUGCAAACCAGGGCUAAUAAAACUCUGUAAACCUAAUUCUUUUUCCCACACAGUUCAUUGACCUCUCAGCCUUGUCCACCGCUUAGAAUAAACAAUCUAAAAGCUUUAGAAUAAUCAGAAAAUUAAACUAAACAUGCUUAUUUUUAAGGAUGUUUGUUCUUUCAUGAGGAGCUCCAGAUGAUCCAUGCAAUCAGCCACAUUGCUGAUCACAAAUUAUACGAAUAUCCACAAACUUUAAUGUGUUAGUGCAUCCCAAAUGAUACAUUUUGUGACAGUUAGUCUUUUGCGUUUAAAAUAUAAUCAAAAUUCUUAGUUUACCAUACAGUCUGAAAUUACUUGUAUGAUGAAGAUUUCACCAUACAUUUUUGGGUGUUAUAUGGAGUCGUAUUGUUUACAUUACAUUUUUAUAUCACAAUAUCUCUUUAUGAUCUCUUAAUGUUCGUUACACUCCUGGGUUUGUAUUCACAAAAUUUCUCCUCCUAAAGUCCUCCUAAAUAGCAGUAAAAGUUUUAAGCUAAGAUUUUUCACUUAAAACCUGUUCAUAAAGAUGCUGAGACAUAUUUUUACCAAGGAAUAGAGAGAAGUCUAAAGCUGAGAGUGAGGGCGGGGUUGACCGCAAUGUUAUGGAUGAUGUCAGCAUGAUUAAUAACUAUGCACACAGCGAUUGGCUGAUGGGGAGAGGUGGAGUCUCUGUCAGAGAUUCAAUUUAAUGUUCAAAAUAAAGGUUUGCAAAUACAAACAUUGCCACAUUUAAAUAAAGAUUUUAAAGUGCAGCCUCAGGGAAGAAUUGCAUUCUUAAAAGUAUGUUUCUUACUGUUAAUGUUUUAGACAUUAAAGAUUUUCUUGGAAAGUAAUUAAGCAAAUAUUUUAAAUGGUGUUAAAUAUUCUUUCAAUACGUUUUUAAAAAUACAUAAAAUACAUGUUUUUGUAGCUUUUCGUGCUACAUUUAGGCUUAAUUUAGGAGUUUUAAUUUUAGGAUUGAUGCACCCAUUUUGUUUUUGUUUUUUUUUAGUUUUUUUUCUCCUACAAGUUUGUAGUCUUCAGCUGUAAGAUGUUUUGUGAAAAUGACCCCUGACAGACUGACUGUAGUUUCACUCUCUAACAGUAGGUGGUGCUUAUAGGAGAGCAGAAAUCCUGCAAGAUGCAAUGCAACUUUUCCUGUAUGGCUUCUAAUAUUGUCAUGGAGAAGAAAGUGAGCUCCACAAAGUUGUAGUUUUACAUAACACCAGCAGCUUCAAACAUGUGACUAUAAGAACAACUCUGAGUGGUUGGCAGUUUUUUCUAUUUUAUUUUUGAACGUUGGCAUCAAACAUUUGUCGUUUUGUGAACUGGCCUUCAAAGUUAACAUGAACGUACAUGUAACCCUGUUUAAUUCUUAAUAGUGCAAUAAUCAUAUUUUGAAAAGUUGACUAAAAUUAUUUUGCUGGUUGUUUAAACUACUUAUUUAAAAUUUGCUGAAAUAACGCAAUUCUUGAGAUUUAUUUGGGACGACUUAAUUGUUUUAUGUUCAAUCCACUGAAAUUUGUUAUCUUAAUCGAUUUGUGUUGGGACAACAUAAAUGAAUGAAGUGGAAUUCUGCAUUCACUGCAGUAUUUGUAAUGUAAAAAAAAAAAAACGUAAAUUGCUCCACCUCCAAAACUAUUUUCCUUUUAGAUGACAUCUUCAAGGCCAGGUGUAUAUUAACCAAUCAUUGCUUGUGGAGGAUAUAAUUAAAACGGACACUUUUAAUAAUGAGUAACACAUUGAAAUGCACUAGAAAAUGACAUUUGCUGUUUGUUCAAACUACUUAUUUCAAAUGAGCUGAAACAACAUAAUUUUUUUAGAUUUUUUGGGGGGAUCAACUUAAUAGUUUUAUGUUCAGUCCACUUAUAUUUGUAAAAACUAAUUUAAUUCCUUCAUGUUAUCCCAACACAAAAUCAAUUCUGUGGAACUCAGCAUUUUUUACAGUGUGCAUCACAUUACAAAGCAAGAAAGCAGAUUAAUUUCAUGUUGACUUUUAAAUGUUCCUCUUCUGCAACUAUGCAACAAUGCAACUUUGUGUGAUCCUCCUAUCCAGCACUAACUGCUCUUUUGAAGUCUUUUAAUAGUUCAUCUGCAGCAGGAAGCUUGUUCUCAAGCAGUUUGGUUUAGUUAAAGCAAUAAACUACAAUCAAACAGAGUUCUCGAAUUCAAAAUAAGCCACCGCACACCAAAGCCAAGCAGAACAGCAUGGCCAGGAAAGAACGUUUACCUUGCACAGUCGGUGCCUUUAUCAGUAUUACAACCUUAUUAUUAGUACUGUUUUCACUCCUUUGAUACCUGAAACUGCUUUGAUCUGAAGUGUGUUACAUAUUUGUUCUUUUUAGGCACCUUAUUUUUUUGUGCAGUUCACAAAUGUGAAUGAAGAACAUUGUUUUUUUUAACCAUCCAGUGUUUCUCUGAGCUCUUCAGAAAAAGCACAUAUACAAAAGCUGUACAUUUGAGUUUCAGAAAAUACCUUCUGUGCUUCCUAAUAAGCCAUGAAAUAGAACUAUCUUCAAUAUUUUCAUUUACUUUUUCUGGUAUUAUGUGUGUACUAUAUGGCAAGACAAUCGUGACUUCACUGUUUUAAUCAUGGACACAGAUGUUAUAUACAGUAUGUUGUAAAUUUGAUAAGCACGUGUAUGCUAAUAUACAGUAGUUUGUCUCUUUUCUGUACUUUUACAUUGCUGUAAUCUUAUUGUGUGUGAUUGUGUUUAAAGGGUUUGCAUGGUGUUAUUGUGUGUUACAGUUUACAUUUGGCAGUGCACAUUUCUGGAGUUCUCACAUGUUAAUCUUCAUGAUUAAAA
This is a messenger RNA of Danio aesculapii, 12596 nucleotides long. RefSeq names its product phospholipase A2 receptor 1 (gene pla2r1). The coding region runs from base 161 to 4555 and encodes 1464 amino acids. The transcript is spliced from 30 exons. The record is from RefSeq and is a predicted model, not a curated record. Gene Ontology annotation, molecular function: signaling receptor activity. NCBI's taxonomy places the organism in Eukaryota, Metazoa, Chordata, Actinopteri, Cypriniformes, Danionidae.